Cyprinus carpio (common carp) is the source of this 904-nucleotide messenger RNA. RefSeq names its product protein ABHD14B-like. The transcript has 5 exons. Lineage: Eukaryota; Metazoa; Chordata; Actinopteri; Cypriniformes; Cyprinidae. Gene Ontology annotation, cellular component: cytoplasm. The coding region runs from base 1 to 645 and encodes 214 amino acids. The record is from RefSeq and is a predicted model, not a curated record.
AUGUUGCAGAUGAAUGCUGGCUCGGUUUCUGGUGGAGAUCUGCAUGUGUCUGUGUGGGAUCAGCCGAUCUGUUACUCCCCGCUACCGAACAGGCGCUUCCGUUUCGAGCGGCGAUUCUUCGGUUUUCGGGCAAUCAAAUGUGGGAGGGACCGUAUAAGAAGCAGAACGGUUUUUCUGGCGGAUGCGGAUCUUCAAAUGUGCUUUGUGGCCAUCGACCUGCCAGGUUUGGGUCAGUCUAAGGCGGCUCCGGCCCCGGCUCCAGUGGGUCAGCCGGCUCCAGGUGUGUUCCUCAGACAGGUGUGUGAGGCUCUGCAGACCGGCCCGGUGGUGAUCAUCAGCCCGUCUCUCAGCGGCAUGUACUUGCUGCCGUUCCUCUUCCAGCACUCUGAGCAGGUCAAGGCCUACAUCCCUGUAGCUCCCAUCUGCACAGAGAAGUUCACAGCCGAGCAGUACAGCAGCGCGCAGACUCCAGCUCUUAUAGUUUAUGGAGACCAGGACACUCAGCUCGGGGAAGUGUCGCUAAGCAAUCUGAAGAAUCUGCCUAAUCAUAAAGUGGUGGUAAUGAAGGGGGCGGGGCAUCCUUGUUAUCUUGAUGAUCCAGAGAUCUGGCAUAAGGCAGUCCUGGACUUCCUACAACAGUUGUGAUCACGUUAAAAACCCUAAUAGUGUAAAAGUGUACUAAUCUAAACAUACGAAGUACAUUUAAUUUCAUACUUAUCUGAUUAUGUCAAAAACACUAGCUUUUUUCUAUGCAACUCUGCAUUAAUUGGCUUUUUGUGCUAUUAUUUGCAAUGCUUUUCCUUUUCAAGACUCCAAGGUUACAUGAAAUGCUGUUUGCAACCCAAUUUAUCUACUUCUGAGUUAAAGAGGAUAGUCAAUGAGAAAACAACAGGAUGGGUGUUUU